UUUACCAAACAGGUGCGCUGUCCCGCUGAUGCCGAGAUGUUGGUGGGACCGCCGGCUGACGGGAACCAGGGUCUGACUGACGGCUUCUACUACUGUAACAGGGUUAACGGUACAUGGCUGGGCAGGGAGCCAGUCUGUCUGGGCUUUUACAACAACGUAACCAUGGUGACGGACGAGUCCAAUGGGAUCCGGCUGGUGGGGGGAGCGUCCUAUGGCUGUGUGGAACUGUUCGAUAACGUCACACAACAGUGGGGGCCUGUGAGAGGCUGGGUUCUCGAUAACUUCGACCCACUAGACGAUGCUCAAAUGGAGUGGGCAAACCUCGCUUGUAGAAACCUUCGGUUUCCUGCGGGACUAGCCACAAAGGCGUACCGAAGAAGAGAUUGGGUUGAAGACGACAUGUGGCCGUUGACAGAGCAAUACGAGCUGUACCCCCUUCAGUACCAUUAUGAACCCUCCUACCCACCAACGGUACCCAAGUUCGUGGUUUCGAAGUCCCCCGCUCCGCAAUGGGAAGGCGCGACCCUACAUGGCGCCAUAGACCGGGUGGUACGAGGACCGUGCCCUGAGGGAGACAGGGACUGUGGUGACACCGCAUUCGGGUUGUGCCUGGCAUGCGAAGGACAACAAGACCCACUGUCGACCAGUGGCGCUUCCAACCACCUGACCACGGCCACAGCUCCCAGCAUCGCACGCGCAUGCGCAACGUAUGCUGUCACUGUGCUCCUGAUAGCAACAGCAGUGGCUUGAAAAGUAUUCUGGGAAGGUAGCAGCAACGUUCAGAGAAACGUCAACAGACAUCAUAUGUGCAAAGACAGGAUGGAAUUUCAAUUCAAAAUAACUUCAAUGCUCGCGAUUGGUUGGACGCUAACCAAUCAGUUGCUAGAAGAUCGAUAGUAAUUACGUCAAGCAGAGUGUCAAACAGUCGGUUUUAAUGCUUCACAAUUUCUUUUUAUUCUCAUAAAAUCUCAGAAAAUAAUUGUCAACUCAAUCUGUAUAAUAUUUACUAUGUGUGUUUCCUAUAUAUGUAUUACGCGUUUUACUGUGUAUUUUCAUAUAGCCAGACGACGUGGACCAAUCAGAAUGCCCCAUUUCAUGUUGGUUAUGACGCCGUAACACAUAGAAUUCCGGCCAGCCAGGUGUUGAAAAAUUUUAACACCUGACCAAUCAGAAGGAGCGAUACACAG
Molecule: messenger RNA, 1187 nt
Organism: Branchiostoma floridae (Florida lancelet)
Lineage: Eukaryota; Metazoa; Chordata; Leptocardii; Amphioxiformes; Branchiostomatidae
Exons: 3
Coding region: 37-750 (237 amino acids)
Source: RefSeq, a predicted model, not a curated record